AAAAUCUCCCGUGGAUUUAUAGCCUCCCAAUUCCUAACGUUGCUGCCAAUUCGAGAAGCAAAAGCAACCCGGCCUCGCUUAAGCCGUCUGUUGGCGGCCCAUAAUGGCUAAGCUGCUAGGCUUGAAGCUACAAAGCACGCUCGAGCUAUUUAUUGAUUGAAAUUUUAAUUAUUGAUUGAAUUUAUUUUCCUCCCUGAGGAGACCAGUUGCGACAGGCACAAGUUCGAAAAGAAAGCUUAAGGCCACUUAAAAUAACCCGAAAUCCAUUGCCAUUGAAAAUGUCUUUAAAAAAGCAGUCACGGUUAAAAAGAUUCUUCCGUCCAACGACCUUGGGGUACACACAGAAGUGACCUUAUAAUCUAUUUUUCCUGGAUAAGAACGCAUCUGUGGAACCAAGUUCUGAUUGUCGAGGAACUUACCUGUGUGUGAUGAUGGAGGAUAUUUAUUACAAGUCACUUGAAAAUGAAGCAGUUGGACAGUUAACUGCAUUCUUGUCGAGAGAAACAAUGCCACAGGACAGCAUUGGCGUCAGCAGCAAGAAUAUCAUCCUGAAUGCAGGCCAGUGCUCUGAAGAACAUGUUCUGAAAUGCACAUUCAAGGCCUGUGAUCCAGAACAAACAGGAGAGGUGUCUGUCUUCCGAAUCAUUGAAUACUUGCAGGAGAUGACAGGGCAGAACUGUGAAGACUGGAGGUUUCGGUCUCUAUAUAAGAGGUUGGACCCUCAAGAGAAAGGGAUUGCUGUUGAUUUUUCUACCUUCUGUGCAGUUAUGAAAGAUUGGAUCUCAGACUGUCGACAAGAGGGGGAAGAUGCUGUAGACCUAACAAACAGCAUCCAAGAUCUGCAACAUGGCAACAAGCAGCUAGCAGUGCAGAACACCAAGCUGCAAAAGACUAUUGAGGCUGCAGAAGAGCUCAACUCAAGACUCUCUGAGGAGAUCUGUGACCUGAAGGGGAAGCUGAAAGGCACCCAGCCAGCCUUGGAACAAGCUAGGGUCAUGGCAAAUGAAUUAGAGGAUCUGAAGGUUUUCUCAAAAAGUCUGGAAGAAGAAAAUAGUAAAUUGCACACACAAGCCCGACAGCUGGUAAAAGAGCAGCAGUUCCUUUCUGUUCAAUUGGAUAAAGUGCAGGAGAUGAACAAGAAACUGCUUCUGGAGAAAGAAAGCUCAAAAUGUAAAAUCAAAGACCUGUUUACAAAGAAGGCUAAAAUGAAGUCUCAGAUCUCUGAAUAUGAAAACCUUAUCUCCUGCAAAGAUGCUGCCCUAAAUGAGAAAACAAAACACGCUGAAGAACUAACAGUCACCUUGAAUGAAUACAGAAUGGUAGUACAGGAACUGAAACUGGAGGUUAGCAGACUUCAAGAACACCUGUCCCAAUCCUAUCAGGACCAAUACGUGCUGCCAGGAGAUUUCCUAGAAAAUGUGAAGACCUGCUCACAGGCCCCUGCACAGCCACUCUGGAUGGAAAUUGAAGAAUCACAGAGACAGCAGUUUGGCGAGGCGGCUGAUUUGCCUAGUCCUUUGUGUGGGAUGUUGACAUCUUUGGUGACAGAUCCAUUGGCUUCAGGUGACAUUGGAUCGUUGGCAGAAAGGGCUGUGUAUUCUACCUUUCCAGAAACCACACCGCUCAGCUCAGCAGAAUUAGAUUCUGCAACAGCCUCUCAGGAACAAGCCUUAGUCCCAGUGUGUGGCGAGCUAAUCCCAACUGUUAGGGAGAAGUCAGAUGAAAACUUGUUUGAAAUCCUGCUUCAAAGGUUUCUGGUCUCAUCCAGCUGCCUCUUACUGCACAUCCUUUGGAAUCUGGUUCUUCUAGGGCUCCCUGCAUUCAUUGCACUGCUUGCAGUCUCCUUCUUAGUGCUACCGUUCAACCAACAACCUGACUGGGCUGAAUCCAAGGGAUGCUCUUGGCCUCAGUUGCAACUGCAGUACCUACAGCCACCACCUACCUAACACCAUUCCCUUUCCUAGCUUGUGGAGAGAAAAGGAAGCUGCUAAGAAGUCCUGAUGCAAGACAGAUAAAAGAACCUGUAAAAAAUAAAUGGAGUGAACCACUUUUAAGUUUAAUCUUCGUGUGGACACAACAUUCACAAUUAUUAUUUUUUUGCCAAGUCUGUGGGACAUUCAGACAGCUGAUUGCUCCCACCUAAUGAUAAACACUCUGUUAACUGGGAUCUAACAUUCCAGUAUUUUUGUGACUUGUGAAAAAAGUAGACUAUUGUCCAUUUUCAAAUGUUGCAUUUUUAGGCAUCUUUAAGAGAAGCCUUUUCAGCCUAAUAAAAAUCACGUUCAGGAAAAACAAAAGGUCUUCUUUCAUAUAAACAAAAGUGCAGGUCAGGAGUUUGGCUAAAGGCAACGGGACUGAUUUCAAGAACAGGCCCAUUUAACCACAGUAUUAGGCCCACAAAUAAUUUGAAGGUGUUAGGAGGCAUCUGCACAGGCAUGGAAUGCUUUUACCGUGCAUCCUGAGAAUGUUUGAAUUUCUGAAAAUCUCAAAUCCCUUCUAAAAUAUAGCCCUCCUUGUUGUAAGGAUGGCAUGAAUAGCUAUGCAGUGUCUCCCAUUCACGAGGUGCCUGGCCCCUCUCCUCUGCAGCCUCCAGUCAUAUUCCUAUCCAUUUGUUAGCCUUCUAAGGAGUGCCUACCCUCAGGAAUUAGCUCAUCCUAGGCUUGCCUUAUCCUAACCAUUGCAAUUAUUUUGCAGCUGCUGCAGAUUUGAACUACAAAUGAUGCAGCAAACACAUGAUUUCCCCAAAUUUGCAUUUGCCAGAUAGGGAAGGGAAAAUCAGCAGGAGGGGUGUUUGAUUGAUACACACACCCAAGCUUCACCCCUUGCUACUUUUGCAGGAGUCAGUAAGCUUCAAGAACAGAAAUUAGUCCAGAAAUUAUAGAGCUUGGAGGCGUCUUAUCUAAAGCCUCUCUCCACCCCCUUCCAUCACAGAGAGAACAGCAGUAGCAAAACAUAUAAAAGGGGUCCAGUAUGGUUAAGACCACGGGGGGGGGGUGUCCGUCCAAACUAAGUAAAUUCCUUUCAGAGGCAGCAUCCAUCACUUAAAAAAAAAUUAAGCAAGGAACACUUUCAUCUACACUACAAAAAUAUUUUUGCUUGAAAAGCUGUGCCCCUACCCCAACUAUCCCUGAAAUAGGUACUGGAGUACCUAGAAGGCCAGUUACAGAGAUAACAGUCUGCUUUUCUUUUGUCGUAUGUUUCCAGUGAUACUCAUAUGAAGUCAAAAGGGAAGAAAAACAUUGAGAACAGAACAACAGCAACUGAAUAGCAGGUAACUUGUAAAAUAAAUUAGGAGCUGGUUAUGAAAGCACAACCUGAGGUCCCGGUGGGCUGUUUCAGCAAGCAUGCCUAUCACACUUCUUGAAGAGUUACCACAUCUGCAGGAUUUCUGUUGAAAAAAUCACGUUCAAAAAAGUUGGAUGGAAACAAUAAGAACAGAACUAGAUAGAUGCAACCCAAAUAGGUACAUGAUCUUGAGAAGCACGUGGGGGUGGGGGAGAAAAUCCACAAAAUAAGGAGUUGAGCUAAACAAAGGCAACUCCUGGCUGAAAGGUACCAUAUUCUGAUAGAAGGCUUUGCUGAUUCUAGCACCAUUGUGAACAGACAACUACAAUUUCCUUGAAAGCCUCCACAUGUUUUGCAGUUUCCCAAAACAAUCUGUUCCAGGAAAGAUAACCAGAAAACUACCAUAAAUCUACCACACAUACCCUUUAGAAAAAGUCAGGUCUUGUAGAUCAGGUAGCUUAUUCACAGGUUUAUUCCAAGUGGUGGCAUUUAUUGUACAGAUCCUCAGGACCAUGGAAAAAGACCAAAUCAACACAGGAUUCCAAGGGUGGGAUUUUGGGGUGGGAUGGGGGGGAAGAGAAUAGGAUCAAAUAAUGACAGAACGUAAUUCCGAUGGCUUAUAAACACUAACGGGAUAAUAAAUUCAGACUCUUCUCUCUCCAUGCCAGCAUUUAAGUACCUAUAUCUCAACCCAUCCAAGCAACCCCAGGACUAUGCAGGAGACUAAAAAAAGAGGGAUGAUUAAGAGACCUUUGGAUCAUAUUCCUCCCUUCUGUUUAUAAAGAGAGUCAACAUCGCUAUACUCCCAAGAACCAAUUAGUAAAGGAGAGCAACAGAGGCAGGUUAAUUUAGGACACUUCUAUGGUGCAAAUAUUCAGCUAUCUCCAACAGUUGUUUUUUCACAAACAACAGGUGCCGCUGCCUUUGGAUGGUGGAAGCUGUACAGCCAUUUAAAAGUACCUCUCAUAACUUAUUGAUACCUCCCCAUCACCACACAUUUUUUAUAAAACUUGCUGAGCAAAAGUACAUUUCCCCAUUCAUUUUAAAGUGGGAGCUGUUGCUCAGAAGUUAUAACAGCCCAAAUGAAAACCAGAGAGAAACCAACUUAAUACAGAAUUUCAACCACCCAGAAGAAAAAUAACUGAGCACCAUCUAUUUUAAUAGUGGGGUGAAAUAUUCAGCUACGGAGAGGGUUUGGCUUUCCACAUUUUCUCUUUUGGCAUUCCUCAUUGCCACCUUCAGCAGAUCACCUUCUGUCCAAGGUUAACUUUAUUCCUCUGCUAGCAAAAAGACAAUGGUGCCAAGUCUAUGUGGCUUCCUCUUCAGUCUCAUGGAGAACCAAGGUGGGUAAAAUGCUACAAAAAAUGAGAAAGGCCCCUAAGGUUCUGACUGAGACACUGGCUUCGUGCUAACCCUUCCAUCUAACCUGCAGGAUCAGUCUACACCAGGUCACACUUAGGAGUGACCUCUAUAAUCCUAAGGACCAGAAACAAGAUGAUCUUUUAAAAAAAUAAUAAUGAAGGGGCAAGAAG
Molecule: messenger RNA, 4817 nt
Organism: Podarcis muralis (Common wall lizard)
Lineage: Eukaryota; Metazoa; Chordata; Lepidosauria; Squamata; Lacertidae
Gene: KASH5
Product: KASH domain containing 5
Biological process (GO): spindle localization; telomere localization; spindle assembly
Cellular component (GO): meiotic spindle pole; meiotic nuclear membrane microtubule tethering complex; chromosome, telomeric region
Molecular function (GO): dynein complex binding
Source: RefSeq, a predicted model, not a curated record